CGUCGGCCACCUGACCGUAGUGACCGGUGCCGGUGACGGCAUGCGGUGAUAGCGAACGCAGAGAGGAAAGAGUCUCGUCGACCUGGGAGAAUGGACAGCGCGGCCGGACUGGCGAGAUGGAUUCUCCUGUGUUUCUGCCUGUCGCGAUGCGCGUACGCGCGCCGCAUUCUCGAGGAACCAAGGAUACACUUUCUGAAUGCAGGUGACAGUGUACAAAAUAAUAAUCCUGGCCUGAAAACGUAUUGCCAUAAUGCUUCGUCAAAGUACUUGACGCAUAUGUGGAGGACUAUGACUAUGCACCUGAACAUCAAUUCCGACGCCUACGUUUUGUACGACGGUGAAACGCCUCACCAGGUUCACCGAAAGCACGAUGAAAACGAAGCGUCGUGGAGCCUCAAUCUGUUCGAUACGGGAAAACACAGGCAGUUUAAAGUCAAUCCCUUUGAAAACACAUGCUUAGGCGUUUACGUAGACUCACCCAGCGAGUCUGGCUAUAUAAUGACGCUGGUGGAAACCCGUGUUAAUGUUUGGAGACUGACAAUGAUGGGAAUGGGUGUUAUCGUUUUCUGGUGCGCCAAGUUAUUGAGUCGGAAUUCAUUAUUUUAUUAUGCAUGCGGCAUAACAUUUGGGGUUACUUUGUCGAUUGUUAUUUUAAUAUACAUGGCUGGGAAAUUGAUACCACGGGGAAAAACUAUGUACGUAAUAUUUGCCGCAUCGAUGAGCCUUUUCAUUGCCAAAACAUUAUGGGAAAACAUGCAGCUAAUUGUGAUACAAUAUAGAGAAUGGGUAAUGUGGUAUGUUCUUGUUACAUCGCUGAUUAGUUUUGUAAUUUGCUACCGUUUCGGUCCAGUUACCAAUGCGAGAACGAAACAGAUAAUACAAUGGUUUUUGCAGCUUGUAGGAUUGGCGCUGGUUUAUUAUAGCAGUCACUUCUAUGAAGCAUCCCUUUCAUGUUGCGUUAUACUCAUACUUUUGUAUAAUUUUCCGAAAGCAGCAUUUGAGCGAGGAAGAAGGUAUUGGCGAAACGUGUUUCCGGAAAAGCGGAAAUUAUUGGAUGAAGAUGGCUAUCGCCAAGAAGGAAUUCGGCAAACUAGGAAAGCUUUGAAAGAACUACAACACUAUUGUUCCAGCCCAGAAUGUAAUCCUUGGAAGACAGUUUUGAAACUGAAAGAUCCGAUAAGAUUCGCAAAAUUUAUGGAGGGAGAAUCGCAUUUGCUGGAAGAUGAAGUCGACGAGCACGAAGAAGAAAUUUCGAAAAUUCUAGACAAAGAUGAUUACACGGAUGAUGAUGACUCUUUCUGAGUACAAACACUUAAAAAAAAUCUAAUAUUAUGUAGAAAUGUACUUAUUAAUUUAUAAAAUAGUACAAGUCUUGAUAAUAGUAUAUAUAGAAUAUAUUUUUGUUUGUGAGAGUUAAUGAAUAUCUUUCAUCUAAAGAGACUGAAGCAAGUACUUAAAACAAUAAUGUAAAUUGUUUGCUCAAAUAUGUUGUAUUCCUUAGAAAUGUUUAUGUCUUUAUGAAAUAUUUUUUUGCGAAAUGA
This is a messenger RNA of Vollenhovia emeryi, 1541 nucleotides long. RefSeq names its product transmembrane protein 194A-like (gene Nemp). Gene Ontology annotation, cellular component: nuclear envelope. The record is from RefSeq and is a predicted model, not a curated record. The transcript is spliced from 8 exons. NCBI's taxonomy places the organism in Eukaryota, Metazoa, Arthropoda, Insecta, Hymenoptera, Formicidae. The coding region runs from base 91 to 1302 and encodes 403 amino acids.